Messenger RNA from Daldinia caldariorum, 1718 nucleotides. Its product is annotated as t-SNARE. The transcript is spliced from 3 exons. Gene Ontology annotation, molecular function: SNAP receptor activity; SNARE binding. Gene Ontology annotation, biological process: vesicle fusion; intracellular protein transport; vesicle-mediated transport. Bases 342 to 1514 code for a protein of 390 amino acids. The record is from RefSeq and is a predicted model, not a curated record. Lineage: Eukaryota; Fungi; Ascomycota; Sordariomycetes; Xylariales; Hypoxylaceae. Gene Ontology annotation, cellular component: membrane; endomembrane system; SNARE complex.
UCGAAGCUACGUCAGCUGUAAGAGAGCCGGCAGAACGUUCCGCAUCACUGCAUCGCUACAUCGCUGCAUUGAUGCAUCUUUCAACGCUUCCAUGCUUUGUAAAUCUGUACAAUAUACAACACAAUAUACGGGACUCGAUGAUUAUUAUACAUUUUGUCUUGCUGGCGCAUUUAUCGUACCAUUAUUACUUCCCAUUAUUAGUAGCCUUGUAACUUAAAUCAAAACAUCGUCUUUCCAAUUUUCACCGUAAAAUAGUCUCUCAUCCCUCCCCCAAUUCAUUCCCCAUCGAAUAUCAGAAUAAGCCAAAGUGAGGGUGUUAACACCUUCUAUCCGCGUCCGCCAUGUGGCGAGACCGCACCAACCUCUAUAUAUCCUACCGUCAAUCCUACACCCACCACCCGGCGAAGAAGACGCGAUUCGGCCCCGGCCCCGGUCCCAGAUCCAGCGCCAGCGACAGAAAUGGCUUCCCGGAAUUCGCCCGCGGUAGCGGCGCCGGCGCCGAGGACCAGCAGGGCCUGCUGGCGGGGGCGGACUACCACGACGACGGGGAUGCCGUGAUCGAGAUGGACCUGCUGCCGCCGCGGUGGGCCGACGUCAACGACGAGGUCUCGGACCUGCUCGCCGAGGUCGCCCGCAAGUCGCAGAUGCUCGAGCGCCUGCACCAGAAGCACGUGCUCCCCGGCUUCAACGACGAGGACGCCAAGAGAGCCGAGGAGGCCGAGAUCGAGCGCCUGACCCAGAGCAUCACCAAGGCCUUCCACGACUGCCACCGCUGCAUCCAGCGCGUCGAGCAGAUGGUCCGCGAGGGCAAGCAGAGCGGCACCAUGACCAGGGCCGAGGAGACCAUGGCCAAGAACAUACAGAUCAGCCUCGCGAGCCGCGUGCAGGAGGCCAGCGCAGGCUUUAGGAAAAAGCAGAGCGCAUACCUAAAGAAGCUCCGCGGAAUGUCCGGUCUAGGCGCUUCGUCCCCCAUCGGCGAGCGGAGCUCGACACCCCUCGGCGGCAGCAGCAGCAAUUAUAGCAGCAAUAACUACGCGGCGGACCCGUCGCUCCUAGAAUCGGACGCGGACCGGUCGUACUCGCAGACGGCGCUGCAGCAGACGACGCGGCGGCGGCAGCUGCACUCGAACGACGCGGUGAUCCUGCAGCGGGAGCGGGAGAUCGAGGACAUCGCGCAGGGCAUCAUCGAGCUGUCCGACCUGUUCCGCGACCUGCAGGCCAUGGUCAUCGACCAGGGCACCAUGCUCGACCGCAUCGACUACAACGUCGAGCGCAUGGCCGCCGACGUCAAGGGCGCCGACCGCGAGCUCGUCGUCGCCGCCGGAUACCAGAAGAAGACCACCAAGCGCAAGCUCAUCCUCCUGCUCGUCCUGCUCAUCGUCGGCGCCGUGAUACUCCUGGUCUUGAAACCGAAACAUCACGGCGGCGGCGGCGGUGGUGGUGAUAGUAGUAGUGGUGGUGGUGGGAGUAGUAAUAGUGGAACCGAUGAGGGAGGAGGAGGAGGAGGGGGCUGACGUGACGAGAAGGGCGUUUCCGGUUUACGCUUGUCGUACGUUUGGGAAAUAUGUAGGAAAUACGGUAUAUCACAUUUUGGCUCAGGUAGUAUUGCUGAGCAUUCGAACUAUAGUUGUCGAUCAACCUAUCACGAGCGUGGGACGCAUCGACGAAGUCCUGCAUCAGACAAAGCUUACUUAAAUCUUAAUUCUGUCUUAAGAGAU